Theobroma cacao (cacao) is the source of this 1743-nucleotide messenger RNA. RefSeq names its product aminoaldehyde dehydrogenase 2, peroxisomal. Lineage: Eukaryota; Viridiplantae; Streptophyta; Magnoliopsida; Malvales; Malvaceae. Gene Ontology annotation, molecular function: oxidoreductase activity, acting on the aldehyde or oxo group of donors, NAD or NADP as acceptor. The record is from RefSeq and is a predicted model, not a curated record.
UGUACUAGAAAACAGCCAUCCAACUCUCCUAUCAAAGCACCAACGCCUCACUGCUCAAAAGGCUUCUUCUUUAGUUUUGAGUUUGAGAUCACCAUGGCGGUCCAAAUUCCGAGUCGACAGUUACUCAUCGACGGCGAGUGGAGAGAGCCCCUUCUCAAGAAACGAAUCCCUGUCAUCAACCCUGCCACUGAACAGAUCAUCGGUGAUAUUCCAGCAGCUACAGCUGAAGAUGUGGACCUUGCCGUGGCUGCUGCUCGGAGAGCCCUUUCUAGAAACAAAGGCAAGGACUGGGCUUUGGCUUCUGGCGCUGUCCGUGCCAAGUAUUUACGUGCCAUCGCUGCUAAGAUAACAGAGAGAAAAUCUGAAUUAGCAAAGCUUGAAGCAAUUGAUUGCGGGAAACCACUUGAUGAAGCAGCAUGGGACAUGGAUGAUGUUGCUGGAUGUUUUGAGUACUAUGCGGACCUUGCUGAAGGUUUAGAUGCAAAGCAAAAGGCUCCUGUCUCCCUUCCAAUGGGUACAUUUAAGAGUUAUGUGCUUAAGGAACCAAUUGGGGUUGUUGGAUUGAUUACUCCAUGGAAUUAUCCACUAUUGAUGGCUGUAUGGAAAGUAGCUCCUGCCUUGGCUGCAGGUUGUGCUGCAAUACUGAAGCCUUCUGAGUUGGCAUCUCUCACCUGUUUGGAGCUGGCUGAAGUGUGUAGGGAUGUUGGUCUUCCUCCUGGUGUCCUGAACAUUCUGACUGGACUGGGCCCUGAAGCUGGUGCCCCUUUGGCAUCUCAUCCCAAUGUUGACAAGAUUGCCUUUACUGGAAGCACUGCAACAGGGAGCAAGAUAAUGGCAGCAGCAGCCCAAAUGGUCAAGCCUGUUUCUUUAGAGCUUGGUGGGAAAAGCCCAAUUGUUGUCUUCGAGGAUGUUGACCUUGACAAGGCUGCUGAAUGGACUGCAUUUGGUGUCUUCUGGACAAAUGGACAGAUCUGCAGUGCAACAUCCCGUCUUAUUGUACAUGAAAGCAUUGCAAAAGAAUUUCUGGACAGGCUUGUGAAAUGGACUAAGAACAUUAAGAUUUCAGAUCCCUUAGAAGAAGGUUGCAGGCUCGGCCCUGUUGUUAGUGGAGGGCAGUAUGAGAAAGUAUUGAAUUUCAUCUCAACUGCUAAGAGUGAGGGUGCUACCAUUCUGUGUGGUGGAGUUCGUCCUGAGCAUUUAAAGAAGGGGUUUUUUGUUGAACCAACUAUAAUAACUGACGUGACAACUUCCAUGCAAAUCUGGAGGGAAGAAGUUUUUGGACCUGUUCUUUGUGUUAAAACGUUUAGUACGGAAGAGGAAGCCCUUGACUUGGCAAAUGACACCCAUUAUGGCUUGGGUGCCGCUGUGAUAUCAAAUGACCUGGAAAGAUGUGAUCGUGUCAGUAAGGCUCUCCAAGCAGGUAUAGUCUGGAUCAAUUGUUCACAGCCAUGCUUCUGUCAAGCUCCAUGGGGAGGCAACAAGCGCAGUGGUUACGGGCGUGAACUAGGGGAAUGGGGUCUGGAGAAUUACCUGAGUGUGAAGCAAGUCACACAGUAUGUCUCGGACGAACCAUGGGGAUGGUAUCGCUCUCCAUCAAAGCUGUGAGAAUCCUCGUGGAUGUUGAAACAAAUCUUUUGCACUAAAACAGCGGAGAAGAGGGAAUAAUAUUGUGAGAGCUGAGAGGACUGCUAUGUACUAUGUAUUGAACUGAAUACUGGAAAAAGAUGGAUUAUUUUUCAUAUA